AUUUCCCCUUUUUUUAAUAUAUAAAUAAUGAUAUUUUCUAUCAUUGUAACGAUAUAUUUUUUUACUAUUGAAUUAAAAAUAUGAUUUCAAUUUUGAAAUUAUUAAAAAGUACCAAUUAUCAAGUAUUCAAUAGAAAUUUAAAAAGGGAAGUAAAUAUCAAUUUGUUUCUUAAACGACAUGGACGAGUACAAAUCAUUUUUGGUCGAUUUUUUAGCUGGAGGAAUUUCUGCUGCAAUUUCAAAAACUGCAGUUGCACCGAUAGAACGUGUAAAAAUUCUUUUACAAGUACAAGAAACUUCGCGGCACAUUAAAGCUGAACAACGAUAUAAAGGUCUUCUUGACGUCUUAAUACGAGUUCCUAAAGAAACUGGAUUCUUCAGUUUAUGGAGAGGGAAUUUAGCAAAUGUCAUUCGAUAUUUUCCCACUCAGGCUUUAAAUUUUGCCUUUAAGGACAAAUUUAAAAAAAUCUUUUUGGAAGGUGUGCCAAAAGAUGAUUUUUGGAAACAAUUUGGUGGAAGUUUGGCAGCUGGUGGUGCUGCAGGAGGAUCUUCUUUAAUUUUUGUAUAUCCUCUAGAUUAUGCGCGAACACGAUUAGCAGCAGACAUUGGAAAGGAGAAAACAAGAGAAUAUAGUGGAAUGAUAGAUUGUAUUUCAAAAACAUUUAAAUCAGAUGGACCAAUUGGUCUAUAUAGAGGAUUUUUUGUCAGUGUUCAAGGAAUUGUAAUUUAUCGAGCAACUUAUUUUGGAUUUUACGACACUUUAAAGAGCCUAUUACCGAAUCCUAAAGAGACACCAUUGAUUGUAAAUUUUUGUAUCGCCGAGUUAGUAACAACGUUUGCUGGAAUUAUUUCCUAUCCAUUUGACACGGUGAGAAGGAGAAUGAUGAUGCAAUCAAAUAGAGCAAAGUCUGAUAUGAUGUAUCAAAGCACAAUAGAUUGUUGGAUAAAAACAUUCAAAACAGAGGGACCGAAAGCUUUUUUUAAAGGAGCAUUCUCAAAUAUUUUACGUGGAACUGGUGGAGCUCUCGUAUUAAUUUUAUAUGACGUUUCAAAAGAUUUAAUUGAAAAAUCGAUAAUCAAUUAAUUAUUAAGUAUUCGUUUUCAUUUAUGGGAAUUUUGUAAAAUAGUUGCAAAUAACGAAAAAAAAAAGAAAACGAAAAUACUCUAUAGACAUAUACAUUUAUUUUCAAUAAUCAUUACCUUAAAAAAUAUAUAUUUAUACAUUUACGAACUAAA
Molecule: messenger RNA, 1235 nt
Organism: Leptopilina boulardi
Lineage: Eukaryota; Metazoa; Arthropoda; Insecta; Hymenoptera; Figitidae
Product: ADP/ATP translocase 1-like
Exons: 4
Coding region: 178-1083 (301 amino acids)
Biological process (GO): mitochondrial ATP transmembrane transport; mitochondrial ADP transmembrane transport
Cellular component (GO): mitochondrial inner membrane
Molecular function (GO): ATP:ADP antiporter activity
Source: RefSeq, a predicted model, not a curated record